AUGAAUAAUAUUCACCUUGUUGUAUUUGCUCAUGGCUUAUGGGGAAAUCAUAGUCAUUUACAGUAUUUAGUUGAUCGAUUUGAGAAAAAAAAUAGCCACGACGUUCAUAUUCUAAAUUCAAAGAACAAUUCAUCUGCUUAUACUUAUGAUGGUGUAGAUGUUUGUGGGGAUAGACUUAUUUAUACUGAAGUUAAAUCACUCCAAGAUAAAACCUUUAAAGUCACUAAGUUUAGUAUUGUUGGAUACUCCCUCGGUGGCCUAAUAUCAAGAUAUGCGAUUGGAAUACUUUAUAAAAGAGGGUUUUUUAAAACAGUUAAACCGAUUCUGUUCACAACAUUUGCAACUCCACAUUUAGGCAUUCGACGCGAAGACGAUAAAACGUUUACAAAAAUAACUAAUUGGGUAUCAACAACACUCUUGUCAAAAACUGGGGAACAACUUACCUUCAUGGAUAAAUACGAGGAAGAUGAGCCGAUUUUAUUGACAAUAUCUCGUCCAGACAAAAUUUACUUCAAAGCCCUUUCCGCGUUUAAAUAUAGAACAUUAUAUGCAAACGUCAGGAAUGAUAGAACAGUUCCUUUCUGGACAGCCGCGAUAUCUGAAGUCGAUCCAUUCGAUAACGUCGAAGAAUUAAAAAUUACUAUUACAAUACAAGGAAUAUUGUCAAGGCGAAGAGUGCAAAAGAUUUUAGCUUCAAAAGCCAAAAAUGAGGUUUAUGGUUCAAAUCAUGAAAUCCCCGUUAGAACUACAAGUUUAGAAGAAGAUGCCGUAGAGGCUGCAAUGAACAUAAGAAAUUUUCUCACACCGAGUUCGCCUACAACACCAAAUUCAGCAAAUUCAUUAUUACCGUCAAUAAAUCCAUUGGAAAAUUUUACUACUACAUCUUCAGAAUUUCCUCACGUUCAAUUAUGUAAUGAUCAACGUAAAGUAUUUGCAAACUUAAAUCAAUUAACAUGGGAAAAAUAUGCUGUUUAUCUUGAUGCAUUCAAUUCACAUGCAGCUAUUGUGAUGAGAAAUUCGCUUCAAACAAAGGGAAAAGAAGUCAUAAAACAUUUUGUGAACGAGAUAUUUAAGGAUAAUUAG
Molecule: messenger RNA, 1083 nt
Organism: Funneliformis caledonium
Lineage: Eukaryota; Fungi; Glomeromycota; Glomeromycetes; Glomerales; Glomeraceae
Source: the annotation of a GenBank genome assembly